Molecule: messenger RNA, 922 nt
Organism: Coniophora puteana RWD-64-598 SS2
Lineage: Eukaryota; Fungi; Basidiomycota; Agaricomycetes; Boletales; Coniophoraceae
Exons: 2
Coding region: 200-811 (203 amino acids)
Source: RefSeq, a predicted model, not a curated record
CUUGGACCCUUGGCAGCAACGGGACCUUUCCUUGUGUUCUAACUAGGCUUUAGAUUCUUACGGAAGCGUACCAUCAACGCUUCAGCUCUUAGAGCCUCAGGCCACGCGGGCUACCACACAACCUUCCGCUCUCGUUCGCACCCAUUACAACCCCAGUCAGGACUUACUCGGCACAAGUCCCUUCCGCAAAUUUAGCACCAUGACCGCUCGAACGUAUCCAAAAACCAUCAACACCGCAAACCUCGCUAAGGAAGACGAGCAACGUAUCGUCUCCGAGUUUGUGGUGACAACGCUUCAAGCGAACACGAACGCUGACAAUCCAAACAUCUUCCACUGGAAGAUCUUUCUGACUCUUGCUGAGCCCGAGGUAUCCGCAAACUCAAAAAGGCGGUACGCAGUUCUCGAUAUGGUCCCUACUGGCAUGAACUGCGCCUGGACGUUCAUGGACGGUCACCCGAAGCAGGACGUCACGAGCUGGACUGGCACGCUGAUGGUCUCGAGCGAGCAGGUGUCAACUGCCUCACUAUGUGACGGUCCCAUCCAUGUCGACCUUUCUAUCACACCCUCAAAGAACUUCACAGUACCAGACGUUCUUGGCUUGCUUUUGGACAGUCACAUGGAUCGCUACAACUUCAACGCACACGGUAUGGGGUGUUUGCACUGGAUCAUGAUUACCAUGGAGCGCCUCCAAGACACAGGUCUUGUAGAAGCCCAAGCCUUGAAAAGGCUCCAAGCAUUCCACGCGAAGCAGUUGGAGCUUCAUCCAGGCAGACACCCGUUUCCCAUUGCCAAAGGGGAGUUCUAUGAUUGAGGCGACUCGGAGGUCCCCAUUACGUUAUCAUCGAGUAGAAUCCUUACUGGGAGGUCUUCUAGAUGACGACAAAUCUAAAAAGAGAGAAUCCAUUAACCAUGUAUGCGGAAU